AGUACAGGCACACGUUAUAGGAAAACCAAGCACACAAUCGAAGACAAUAGAGAAAAUAUCAAGAGCAAAAGAAAGGAUAAAUGGCAACUAUGUUUAUCAAGAGGGAAGAAAAACCUUCAAGGAGACGUUUAAGCAUGGCUGAUGGGGAAGGCCAAGACGUGAAGCCUGUCAAGAGAAGAAGAAGAGACUCUGCUGCAAUUGCUCGUGGCAGUGAUGCUCCUCAACAGCCACAGCCACAACAAGCUGAUCAAGCCUCUGCGCCUGCUCCUACCACUGUUAAGAGAAGUUCAAGAUUUCGGGGUGUUAGUAGGCAUAGAUGGACAGGGAGAUAUGAAGCACACUUGUGGGAUAAACUUUCUUGGAACGUAACACAGAAGAAGAAAGGGAAACAAGUUUAUCUUGGAGCUUAUGACGAAGAAGAAUCUGCAGCGAGAGCAUAUGAUUUGGCUGCACUGAAGUAUUGGGGGACCACGACCUUUACUAACUUCCCGGUCUUUGAAUAUGCGAGCGAGCUACAGAUUAUGCAAGGUGUCACGAAGGAGGAGUACCUAGCCUCGCUAAGAAGAAAGAGCAGUGGCUUCUCUAGAGGAGUAUCCAAGUACAGAGGAGUCGCAAGGCACCAUCACAAUGGAAGAUGGGAGGCCAGAAUUGGGAGAGUUUUCGGAAACAAGUACCUUUACCUGGGAACUUACAGUACUCAAGAGGAGGCUGCUCGUGCCUACGACAUCGCAGCAAUAGAAUACAGAGGGAUCAAUGCUGUCACAAACUUUGACCUGAGCACUUACAUAAGAUGGUUGAAGCCAGGAGCUACAUCUCCAGGGAUCCCUCAAGUACCAGAAAUCAACGUUGAACCGCAAUCAGUGACAUACGAUAACUUCAAUACAAACAAGGAAGGCCACUCUUCCUUCUACAACGCCAAAGCUUUCGCCGUAGAUGACAUGAAAACUGAGCAACAGCAAGAGGCCCUCCCCAGAAGUCACUCUCUUACUUCAUUCAACAAGAAAUCUUCUUCUCCCACAGCACUCAGCCUACUCCUCAAAUCAUCAAUUUUCAAGGAACUGGUGGAGAAGAACUCCCUUAUCAAUAAAGAAGAAAAUAAUGUUGUGGAUGAAACGGCAAAUCAGCCACAGAUAAGCAGCGACGAUGAGUUUGGUGAGGUAGUUUAUGAUGGAAUUAAUGGCGAUAUCCCGUUUUCGUUAUCCUCUACUAAUGAUCAUGGUUUUGAGUUUCAAGGGCAGUUCAGCUUUAGUAGCCUGCUAGGAACAUUGCUAUAGAUAAAGCUUGUUAUGAUUAUUAGGAUACCUGGUAAUCUUCAUUUUGAUGUCAAAUUUAUGGAGACGGUUAUAAGUGUAGUCUAUCUCAUAUAUAUAUUUGGGAAGAAACUUUCACUGCA
Daucus carota subsp. sativus is the source of this 1393-nucleotide messenger RNA. RefSeq names its product AP2-like ethylene-responsive transcription factor At1g16060. The record is from RefSeq and is a predicted model, not a curated record. Gene Ontology annotation, biological process: regulation of DNA-templated transcription. Bases 81 to 1274 code for a protein of 397 amino acids. Gene Ontology annotation, molecular function: DNA binding; DNA-binding transcription factor activity. Lineage: Eukaryota; Viridiplantae; Streptophyta; Magnoliopsida; Apiales; Apiaceae. The transcript is spliced from 6 exons.